AUGUCAAGUAUUAAGAAACGAAAAAGUAAAGACUCAAUUGAUCCCAAUUUUAUAUCAAAUUCCAACCCUAACACUUGUCCUGAAGAUACUAUUAAUACUUCAAAUAAUGAUACUAGUGAUGAAACAUUAAGUGAUGAUAACAUUAGUACAAGUUCCAAUAGCAAUAGUGAUACAGAACACACUAGUAAAAAAUUAAGGACCAAAACAAAAUCAUGCAAAAAUGAAAGUUGGGUUUGGAAACAUUUUCGCAAAAGACCAUCCUCAAAAAAAUGGAAAAAGCGUGCAAAUUGCACUGUAAUUAUACAAGAUAAAAAAUCUUCAAAUGGUCAGCGUGAAUGCGGGCAACUAGUCAAGACUCAGAGCUCAACAGGCAACUUUCAAUCCCAUUUAAAUACUCAUAGAAUUACUAAGCCGAUUCAGAAAAAUAGUACAACUCCUCAACUAACAAUUAAUGAGAUAUUUCAAUGUACUGUAAAACAGAAUUCUCGCCAAAAAGAAUCUAUUGAGCGUGCCUUGGUCGAAUGGAUAGUCACAAAUUUACAGCCUCUUCAUAUUCUGCAAAGCGAAAGCUUUAUUAAACUAAUUCAUAUAUUAAAUCCAUAUUAUGAAUUGCCUUCUAAUAAACAAGUUAAAGCACGAAUUCACCAAAGCUACAACUAUUCAACUGAACAUCUUAAAACUCUUUUUGCAACUGAACUCAAAACAUGCAGUUUGACAUAUGAUUUGUGA
Molecule: messenger RNA, 729 nt
Organism: Racocetra persica
Lineage: Eukaryota; Fungi; Glomeromycota; Glomeromycetes; Diversisporales; Gigasporaceae
Source: the annotation of a GenBank genome assembly